Molecule: messenger RNA, 1398 nt
Organism: Sciurus carolinensis (gray squirrel)
Lineage: Eukaryota; Metazoa; Chordata; Mammalia; Rodentia; Sciuridae
Gene: Adissp
Product: adipose secreted signaling protein
Exons: 6
Coding region: 316-840 (174 amino acids)
Source: RefSeq, a predicted model, not a curated record
UUUCGCCCCACCCCCCGGCCAACCAAUGGGCAGAGGCGGGGGCGUGCCGUGAGGCGGGCAGCCGGGCGCGGGGCUCUCUUCCUCGUGCUCAGCGUUGAGCCCCGGCUGCAGCCGCCGCCUGCUGCCGCCGCCACCGCUGCCACCGCAGCCACCGCAGCCAUCGCAGCCACCACCGCGGUCGUCCCUGCCCGGCCCAUCCCAGAGGUGCGCCUGCAAGGCUUCUUCUUGUGUCCCUGGAGCAUGGGAGGCUGCUGAGCUUGAGUGGAGGUGUACAGCAGGAGCUGUGUGUUUCACCUGGUGGCAGGGAGGGCGUCCAUGGCUGCGGCCAACAAGGGCAAUAAGCCCAGAGUCCGGAGUAUCCGCUUUGCAGCAGGCCAUGAUGCUGAAGGCUCCCAGAGCCACGUCCACUUUGAUGAGAAGCUACAUGAUUCAGUGGUCAUGGUCACCCAGGAGGGUGACAGCAGUUUUCUGGUCAAGGUUGGCUUCCUGAAGAUCCUGCACAGGUAUGAGAUUACCUUCACUCUGCCCCCUGUGCGCAGGCUGAGCAAGGACAUCCGUGAGGCACCUGUUCCCAGCCUUCACCUCAAGCUCCUCAGCGUCAUGCCCAUCCCUGAAGGUUACAGCAUCAAGUGCGAGUACUCAGCACACAAGGAGGGCGUCCUCAAAGAGGAGAUGCUACUAGCCUGCGAGGGUGGCACAGGCGCCUGUGUACGCGUGAUGGUACAGGCACGUGUCAUGGACCGGCACCAUGGCACGCCCAUGCUCCUGGAUGGUGUCAAGUGUGUGGGUGCAGAGCUGGAGUAUGACUCUGAGCACAGCGACUGGCACGGCUUCGAUUGAGCCCCGCACCUGGCCAAGCUGCCUUGGGGCCCCUCAGCCUUAAACCCCACCUGCGUGAUGAUGUGGCUUCCUCGCCCUUCCCCCAGGGUGGGUGAAGGGAUGGUGUUGGGGCCUCACCCACACCUCUCACCUCUGCCUUCAUUCUGCCACCACCCCGCCUCUCCUGUGUUCUCCUCUCCCACUUCCUCCUCUUCGUGUGCCUCAGUCUCCUGCCAGAAGAAAUGGGUUGAGCCCCCAAGGAGGCUAUCCAAGGAGGGGAAGGGGAGAGCCUGGGGUGGGUUCUAUCCACUCUCCAUCCCAAGCCAUGUGGGCUCCAGUCAGGGUCUGGGAGAGGACUGAGUGGCUCUGUGACGCCAAUGCCCCAUUACUACUGCUGCUGCUGCUGCUGCCUCUCUGCCUCAGCCACCUCUCCCACCCCUCCCUCUUCCCCACUGCUACCUUGUGAGUAGGAGGGAGGUGCAGUUCCCAGCCCCUGCCCCUCAGGUCUGUGUUACUUGGUUUUUAAAUGACUGGUUGGGAUAGAACCCAUAAGAAAUAAAAAUUUCAGUGGAUACCAGA